Messenger RNA from Drosophila busckii, 298 nucleotides. RefSeq lists its product as uncharacterized. Bases 56 to 298 code for a protein of 80 amino acids. Lineage: Eukaryota; Metazoa; Arthropoda; Insecta; Diptera; Drosophilidae. The transcript has 2 exons. The record is from RefSeq and is a predicted model, not a curated record.
UGGCUAUAAAUAUUGGUCAGUUUAGUCGUGAACAACGAGCAGCUUGGUAUUGAAAAUGGGCAAAUUUAUGGAAAAAAUUAAGGACUGGAUUACGGCGGAGAGAGUGGCAAUUUUCUUUGGUCUGCUGUCUACUUGCUUGGCUGUAGCUCUCGUGGUUACGUUAGUGCAUAGGGAUAACCUGAUGCUGCAGUUGUCCGAGGCCAGAGAAAAGCUGGAUGUGCUGGAGGAUUUUAUACAAACUCAUGCGAUCUCUGAUAUUUCCAGCAAGUUGCAAGCACAUAAGCGUAAUGAGCUGUGA